Molecule: messenger RNA, 2621 nt
Organism: Nelumbo nucifera (sacred lotus)
Lineage: Eukaryota; Viridiplantae; Streptophyta; Magnoliopsida; Proteales; Nelumbonaceae
Product: phosphoinositide phosphatase SAC7-like
Biological process (GO): phosphatidylinositol dephosphorylation
Cellular component (GO): endoplasmic reticulum
Molecular function (GO): phosphatidylinositol-4-phosphate phosphatase activity
Source: RefSeq, a predicted model, not a curated record
UCAAAAAAGGGUAUCGCCGUAUCGGAUUUCGUCUUUUGGUUUGAAAAUAAGAGCCGGUACAGGGUACAGCUAAGGUUCCAAAACAACGAAGAAGACUGGAGUGAGGACCCUCUCUUCCACGCUAUUUUUUAACUGUGUAAGGUAGUGCAUGCUGUCGCUAGGGCUAUUAUGCGCUGGACGCUCAUGCCACCCAGACCGGAAUUUCAGAUCCAACAUUCUCGAUCUGAAAUCUUCUCCUACUCGCUCUAAUUAUAUUGUCACAGCACUGACACAACGGUUUUCCCGCCUUACUUGCCUUCGCGUUCUCUGCAAUAAUCGACGAGGUUUCAAGGAAGUGAGAGUGUCUUCACGUCUUCCUGGAGUGAAUCGGGCUUUCAUUGCAAUGGAGAAAGUUGAUUCUGUGCAAAAGCUUUACACAAGAAUGCGAUUAUGGGAGUUCCCAGAUCAGUAUGUUGUUGACCCAACUGAUGGUUCUACUGGUUCUAUUUUGUCUAUAAGUCGUGUGGAUGGAUCGAUGAAACUGAUUGAUGAGCUUCCUCAUUGCAACUCUGUUCAGGCUCCAAAAAUUCAAACUAUUUUUGGAGUAAUGGGGAUGUUGAAACUCUUGUCAGGGUCAUAUGUCUUAGUGAUAACAGGCUGCAAAAGUGUUGGGUCUUACUUGGGGCACCCAAUCUUCAAAGUUACAUCCAUAAAGAUUUUGCCAUGUGACCAUUCUCUAAAAAGUUCCUCAGUCGAACAGAAAAAGAUGGAGACUGAGUUUUCUGUGCUCCUAAAUGCUGCAGAAAGGACUUCUGGUUUGUACUUCUCCUAUGACGUGAACUUAACACUCAGCUCACAGCAGUUGCAUAAUUUGGGUGAUGAGUUAAGGCGGCUUCCUCUUUGGAGACAAGCAGAUCCUAGGUUUUUAUGGAAUAAUUAUAUGUUGGAAAUGCUCAUAGAGAACAAGCUUGAUCCGUAUUUGCUUCCUAUUAUCCAAGGGACCUUUCAGAACUUUCAAGCAGCAAUCGGCAAAGACACAAUGGAUGUUACUCUAAUUGCAAGAAGAUGCACAAGGAGAACUGGUACGCGGAUGUGGAGAAGAGGUGCUGAUUCAGAUGGUUAUGUUGCAAAUUUUAUGGAAAGUGAGCAGAUUGUGCAUGUGAAUGGAUUUACAGCAUCAUUUGUUCAGGUUCGAGGGUCUAUACCCCUGCUAUGGGAGCAAAUUGUUGAUUUGACAUAUAAGCCUAAGUUGGAGAUCGUGCAAUUUGAGAAGGCACCUCGAGUAGUUGAGCGACACUUUUUGGAUUUAAGAAAAAAUUAUGGGUGUGUCUUAGCUGUUGACCUUGUCAAUAAGCAUGGAAGUGAGGGCCGGUUGAAUGAAAAAUAUGCCAAUACAAUGCAACAUGUUAUAGGUGAUGAUAUAAGAUACAUGCAUUUCGAUUUUCAUCAGAUUUGUGGUCAUAUUCAUUUUGAGCGCCUCUCUAUCCUUUAUGAUCAAAUUGAGGAUUUUCUUAAGAAAAAUCGGUACUUUUUGUUGAAUGAAAAAGGUGACAAAGUUGAGGAGCAGCUUGGGGUUGUGAGAACCAAUUGUAUUGAUUGUUUAGAUCGUACAAAUGUUACCCAGAGCAUGAUUGGAAGAAGGAUGUUAGAAAGCCAACUUCAACGAAUAGGAGUUUUUAGUGCUGGUGAAACCAUUAGCACACAUCCAAAUUUUGACAAAAACUUUAAACUUUUGUGGGCUAAUCAUGGAGAUGACAUAAGCAUUCAAUAUUCAGGAACUCCUGCAUUGAAGGGAGAUUUUGUUAGAUAUGGCAAGAGGACAAUCCAAGGAAUAGUGAAAGAUGGAUGGCAUGCCCUUGCUCGAUACUACCUUAAUAAUUUCUGUGAUGGCACAAAACAGGAUGCUAUUGAUCUUCUGCAUGGGCACUAUAUUGUCUCUGUCAGUCGGGAUAUGACUUUUCUACCUCAAAGAGGAAAAUAUGAGGAUCUAGCUUCCCUUCCACUGGCUUUGGCAUUAGUUUUUCUUGGACUUUUCUUUGCGACUAUGUCUUUGAAGCAAGUUGGGCAUGAUAUUCACAAUUUAUUCUUUUCUCUUCUCUGGGCGAGCCUGAGUUUGUCCAUAUUAGCAUUUGUGCGAGCCAAUGGUCGGUUCUUCUGCAACCGCCCUCGUUUGAACAGGCCACUAUGAUGAUGACAGAUUAAAGGACCUUUUGGUUUGUGAUAUAUUUUGCCUUAUUGCAGUUGCAUUUCAUUGUAUUUAUUCAACAUUAUUUCUGUAACCUUGAUUUGCUUGAUGCACCCAUUGGCUAUUUCCGAGGCGAUAACCUAUUUGGUAGUUUAUGUUGGUUUGGGAAUUUUCACCCAGUUGUAACUACAGAAAUAAAAGAAUACUUACUGUGCCAUUUUUGACUGCAUAGUUUAUAGUUAUGGUAUCACUCAGUUGGCUUUGGGGUAGGUUUUUGUGAGUAGUGAGUACCCACAUCCAUUUGAAGCUAUAUGUACCUGUAUGGACUAUGGAGUUCACUCUUUUGAAGCCUCACCACUGGUGAGGGGUUCAAAGGGAUUCCAUGUGCGUCGUUGAAGGACAUUUUGAUUGAUAUUGGGCACCACUUCUAAUUAAUCUAGACUGCUUUUUCAUUCUA